AUGUCCGACCCAGUGGGAAAUGUGCGCCACUGUUUUACACCUCUUGCAGCAUAUAUUGUCGAUACCCCGGAGACAUGUAUGCUUGCAUGUGUGCGUGGGAAAACUUCGCCGUUUACCUUGGCAUCGUACCUGGACUUUGGGGAUGACUUUUGCCACCCCGAGCGCACACGCUCUAUCACCCUGGAACAGCUCAAUAGCAUAACAGACUGGCCGCUCGCUGAUCCAUCAGUCUUUUUAACUCCUGAACCUUUGCAUCACUGGCACAAGGAGUUUUACGAUCACGACCUCCAGUGGUGCCUUAUAGUUGUUGGAGCGCAGGAAUUGGACUUUCGCAUAUCAAUAUUGCAGCCUACUGUAGGCUAUCACCACUUUCAUGGUGGAAUUUCGAAAUUGAAGCAAGUCAUGGGCAGGGUGCACCGAGAUAUUCAGUGUUACAUUAUCGGCCUGAUCGCUGGUGCAGCCCCUCCGCAUAUUGACAGAUCACUCUCGAUCUUCCAUGAAAAUAAAGACAUUAUCUUCUCCCUAGGUGCUCGGAUGGGCACAAAGAAGCCUAUCGACAACUGGUUCAUACCCAAGCUCGAACUUAUGCAGAGCAUUACUGCCAGCUCACGCAAAGUUGGUGCCCUCAUCCAAUGGUCCGCAGACACCACCAAGCAUGCCCACAUAUCUGAAAUAAAGGACCCUGCAUGGCACACCAAUAACAACGAUUAUGAUCCUCAAAUCUGUCAUCAUUUAGAUCACCAGGAGAAGCUGCAACAUUUUGCAAUUGCUACGGCACUGAAGAGUUCUGGCACUCAUUCCAACUCGGAAGAAUUCCUUGAGGAUAAGGUGGACGAAGAAGAUGAUGAAGAUUGUGAUGAACUGACAGACCCGUGA
Suillus discolor is the source of this 876-nucleotide messenger RNA. RefSeq lists its product as uncharacterized. The record is from RefSeq and is a predicted model, not a curated record. NCBI's taxonomy places the organism in Eukaryota, Fungi, Basidiomycota, Agaricomycetes, Boletales, Suillaceae. The transcript is spliced from 3 exons. Bases 1 to 876 code for a protein of 291 amino acids.